UACACUGCCAGCAGGAAUCUUUCUGUAUGGAUUUUCCAUGUUCUCCUGAUGUUGAGUGUGAGUGUGUGAGGUUGUUUGUCUAUUUGAGGUCCGGUGAUGGACUGGACAUCUGUCCAGGUGUACCCCUGCCUUUCACUGGAAGACAGAUGAGAUGGGCUCCAGCAGACCCCAAGACCCUAAAUAGAAAGAGGCUGUAAUAGACCAUGGGUGCAUGCUCUGUUAUUUAUUCACAGAUCGGAAGCCAGACUCAUGAUUACCCGGAGGAGGCGAAGGGCAACAGCAAAGCCAGGACCAAAUUACCAACGAGAGAACAAGGAAAAAAUGAGCCCGUGGCAGCAGAGCAGCCGGGGCUGGAUAUGAUUUACACCAUUGAAGAUGUCCCGCCCUGGUACCUGUGUAUCCUACUGGGACUACAGCAUUACCUGACAUGUUUCAGUGGCACUGUUGCAGUGCCAUUUCUUCUGGCUGAGGCCAUGUGCGUCGGUCGAGACCAGACCACUGUGAGUCAGCUGAUUGGAACCAUCUUCACUACUGUUGGGGUCACAACUCUGAUCCAGACCACUUUUGGUGUCAGACUUCCUCUGUUUCAGGCCAGCGCCUUUGCUUACCUGAUUCCUGCUCAGGCAAUCCUGGCUCUAGACCGCUGGAAGUGUCCCAGCGAGGAGGAAAUCUAUGGAAACGGGACUCUUCCCAUGGACACCUCACACAUCUGGCAGCCUCGAAUGAGAGAGAUUCAGGGCGCCAUCAUCAUGUCCAGCUCGAUAGAGGUUCUGAUUGGUCUGUUUGGGUUACCUGGUCUCUUGUUGGACUACAUCGGCCCACUCACCAUCACACCGACGGUCUCAUUGAUCGGCUUGUCCGUUUUCACCACCGCCGGAGACCGAGCCGGAUCCCACUGGGGCCUGUCUGCACUGUGUAUCUUUCUGAUCGUGCUUUUUGCACAGUACCUGAGGACAACAUCACUUCCUGUUCCUGUUUACAGCAGAAGCAAAGGGCUGACCUCCACCAGAGUUCAGAUUUUCAAGAUGUUUCCUAUUAUAAUGGCCAUCAUGUUGGUUUGGCUCGUGUGCUACAUCCUCACACUCACUGACCUGCUCCCCACCGAUCCGGAUCGUUAUGGAUACAGAGGCCGGACCGAUGCCCGUGGUGACAUUAUGACGUCGUCACCCUGGUUCAGGGUGCCUUACCCCGGCCAAUGGGGGUUACCGGUGGUCACAGUUGCUGGGACAUUGGGGAUGCUGAGUGCAACCAUGGCAGGUAUUGUGGAGUCUAUUGGAGAUUAUUACGCCUGUGCCCGUUUGUCCGGCGCUAGCCCCCCACCUGUCCACGCCAUUAACAGAGGGAUCUUUACAGAGGGUGUCUGCUGCAUCAUCGCUGGUCUGCUAGGGACAGGAAAUGGCUCCACCUCCUCCAGUCCAAAUAUAGGUGUCCUGGGUAUCACCAAGGUGGGCAGCAGACGGGUGGUGCAGUAUGGAGCUGGUAUCAUGUUACUGCUGGGAUCGGUUGGAAAGUUUACGGCUCUGUUUGCCUCAAUACCAGAUCCCAUUCUUGGAGGAAUGUUCUGCACCCUGUUUGGUAUGAUCACAGCUGUCGGUCUUUCAAACCUGCAGCUGGUUGAUUUAAACUCGUCCAGAAACCUUUUUGUUCUUGGGUUCUCAAUGUUCUUUGGUCUCACGCUGCCAGGGUACAUGGACACGCACCCCAACGCAAUUAGAACAGGUGUUCCAGAACUGGAUCAGAUCCUGACGGUCCUUCUGUCCACUGAGAUGUUUGUGGGAGGUUUUCUGGCUUUCUGUCUUGACAACACAAUACCAGGUUCUCGACAAGAACGAGGUCUCAUCGGCUGGAGCACCUCACACCCUUCCUCUUCUUCCUCCUCCUUCUCUUCCUAUGACUUUCCUGUGGGGAUGGGCAUAGUCAAGCGGACACGCUGGCUCCGGAGGUUUCCCAUCAGCCCCUCUUUCACGGGUUUCGGGAUGUCUAAUAAUGCUCAGGGUCUUGAGCAGGUAGUGGAGGAGGCAGCAAAUGAGGAAGAGAAAGAGGCAGACCUUCAUCUGUCUGGCACCAAGGUGUAACUGUCAGAGCCCAUCAGAGCAGCACAUGAUUGGCUUGAGUAUCAUGCUGAUAUCACCAGUUUCACUAAUCAACCUCAUUAACCUCAUUGACUAAGUGUUGUUGUCUUAAUAAGUCAGGGCAGCGCACCUGAGGACAGGUGGAUCACACUUACACACCUGCUAUUGUCUUUAUCCUGAAUGACAACCACACCUGGACAGUUGUUUCUUACUUGAGUCCUAGACUACUUCCUGUCCACCUGGACCUGAUCACCACCAGCACAACAGAGUUUUUAAAAGUGUUUUCAUAAGUCUUUAUUUGUGAUGUCACAGAAUUAGUCAAAGUAAAAGAACAGACUGAAAAGACAAUUAAAAACAUAAAUAAAUUUAAGGACAUGUAAUAUUCAGACUAAUCAAUGGUUGUGAUCAGCAUGACAGCAUGAAUGAAUGUGAAUUAUUAUUUUGACAUAAUUGUUAUUAUUUUGACAUAUUUUGACAUAAGUACCUAUUGUUUAUUUUAUGUUGAUUACAUAAAAGUAACAUAUACACACUAUAUAUGUGUAGACAUAUACAGACAUAUUGUAGCUAUAUAUAUUUAAAUGUUCAUAAAUAUGUAAAUAUACCAAUAUAACAUCAUAUACAAGCUGUCAGCUAUAUCCUCAAUUAUACAUACAUAAGCCUAUAUCCAUUUGUGUGUAUAUACAUAUAAAUUAAUGGUUAAAAAAUGGUGCAGUCCUCAAUAAAGACAAACUAAUGUUGUAUGUUCACGUCUUAAGUUAAUCACCAAUUAAAAAUGUAUUGUAUGGUGUGUACUAUAUGGUUAGCACAUUCAUAUUGAAUAUUAUAUAUAUUUGUGAAUGUAAGAUGCGAGUAAUGAUGUCUUCUCAAGAAGCAGGAGAUUUUAGAAAGAAAAGAAAUGAGAAGGUUUUUUUCUAUGUUAAGUUUUAACAUCAAGACGAAAAAUGACUUCAACAGGAAGAGGACAUCUCAAAGUAAAAUAUCUGCUGGAAACAAUAACAUGAUCUCUGAAAUUGGAGACAUCUUCAUCUGAUUGAAACGGACAAUACACAGGAGUCAUCAGAAACUCCGAAGGUAAACUUCUACUGGUGUGUUUUAUCACUUGCAGUACCCAGUUGUGUUUCUGUUAAAACAUGUGUGAAGAAACAUAAUCUAAAUCCAAAACAUAUGAAAGUCAAAUAAACAUGUUGUAUUUCUAAUUUAAUUAAUCGUGUGAAAAAUGUGUUUUAAAGGUAUCUGCAUGUCAGCAAAGUAACAUUUCCUACAAAUCCGUUGUAGAGUUGUAAAGUCUGACCAAUGAGAGUAAUAUUUAUGUCACUUUUCAUUUUCUGAGGACCAGAAGGAGGUUUUGUUUGUACCUAUGAAAAGUUCAGAACUGCUAACACUUUAGUAAAUGCUGAAACAUGCAUAUUUAACUCUGAGAACACUGCACAAAUUCUUUCAGUUCACGUUUCAUGAAUAAGGCCUGUGACCGUUGUACCUAAAGGUAACAUGGAAAGAUUUUCCUGGUGACAGUUGUCAGGGAAACAUGCUCAGAUGUUCGAUACUUAAAAUAAACUGGUGCCCAGUACCAUGUGGAACACCACGUAUUUUAAAAGUCUUAUUUACACCUAACAGCAUGGAUAAAUAAUUGAAA
Cololabis saira (Pacific saury) is the source of this 3705-nucleotide messenger RNA. It is a transcript of the gene slc23a1, whose product is annotated as solute carrier family 23 member 1. The transcript has 14 exons. Bases 204 to 2075 code for a protein of 623 amino acids. Gene Ontology annotation, cellular component: membrane. Lineage: Eukaryota; Metazoa; Chordata; Actinopteri; Beloniformes; Belonidae. The record is from RefSeq and is a predicted model, not a curated record. Gene Ontology annotation, biological process: transmembrane transport. Gene Ontology annotation, molecular function: transmembrane transporter activity.